Diutina rugosa is the source of this 2325-nucleotide messenger RNA. RefSeq lists its product as uncharacterized. NCBI's taxonomy places the organism in Eukaryota, Fungi, Ascomycota, Pichiomycetes, Serinales, Debaryomycetaceae. Bases 1 to 2325 code for a protein of 774 amino acids. The transcript has a single exon. The record is from RefSeq and is a predicted model, not a curated record.
AUGGUCGACAGGGACUUCUUCUUCAUCACGUUCUUGCUCGUGAUCUUCUUCCUUCUACCCAGCGGGAAUGAAGCUCCUCACAACGGCAACGAACAGGAGGCGCUCUCCACCUGGUUCCGCCAGCGGCAGACCAACCAGAAGCAAAUGGCGGCGCUAGAGCCCUGGCAGGGCUACGGCAACCUCACGGGGUUCCAGCUCCUGUACCAGGACUGGGUCGACGGCAAGAACCAGUCAGAUUACCCGUUACACGAAUUCAGUCCCGACCACCCGUUCCACAACGAUAACCAGCGCGAUAGCAUCCUUCCAGAUAAGGUGCUGGAGUCGGUGCGCCAGUGGUGGGCGGCUGACCCGCUGCUGCCGUACUUGCUUAACAUAUCGGGCUCAGCCGAUGGCCACUGGGCCACCGCCCACUACUUUAAACGGGUGCCGCUCGAAAUGCCCAAGUACGUGCAAAAGUUUUAUGAGGAGUACACCCAGCGCAAGUACGAUGAGGAAAAGCAACGCUACGACAACGAUCCCGAUCUGGGCACCGCUCCCGAACGGCCUCAGCCGCCAGUGCAAAAAGUGGGCAACAUGAGCGUCGACCAUGGUAAAGUGUCGCUCCAGUUUCUGAACCGCGAUUACAACUAUAAAUGGCACCCCAAGACAUCAGUGACGCCCAUUGACGACGCCGUGCCUGCUGACGUUAGAGUGUACCUCAAAGAUGAAGGUGAUGGCGACGCUAACGCCAUCUACAUGCUGGGGGUAUAUUUUCAAGACCUGGGGCUGAUGGUUGCGGUGACGGACCUGGCUAAAUUUAUGGGCCCCUACGCGCUUCCUCAGUUGCUGUUUGGUGGGUUCAACCGCUCCCAAGCGCUUGUUAACGAGUACCUUAAUUAUACCAAUAACGAUGACGCCCUGAUCGACCAGCUUCGCCUGGCAGCACUGGGAGCACUCGAACAGUGCGAGUUUGUCGGCUACUUCCAGCUUGCUCCCGCCGAGUAUUCGCGGGACGAGUUGCGGGAGAUUGAUGACGAGUUAGCUCGUCCCGUGGGGCGCCCUUUACCUCGGAAAUUGCCCCCGUUGGAGGUGUCGCAAUUCUUGCUCUACCUGCCUGACUGUGGGGUGGCCUACGCUCUGGAUGGGUUAGUGGAAGGGACGAAAACGCUGGUGGCAGCUCGAGGGAUCAGACACAUGUUGGCGGGGUUCUUAGUGCUUAUGUUCGCUCAGCUUGGGCUCUACUUACGCCAAAUGCGCCACAUGCGGACUCCAGGCCAAUUGCUGACGGUGCUGGCCCGCACGUUGUUCAUGUUGGCCUACCAAAACACGCUUGUCACCAUUGGCUUCUGGUUGUUGCUGCUGGUAUACGGCGAUAUCUACUUGGUGCUCGCCGGGGUGCUGGUAGUAUCAUUUACCUGUGGCAUCCUAGACUUAAGAUUUAUGACGCUGGUGCUUAUGAUCCAAGUUAACGAACAGGGCAUUUCGUGGUGGAACAUUCUUCGAGGAGGUACGAGAGAACAACGGGAAGACGAAGCCGAUGUUGAAGCUGGCGGCGAUGCUGCUGGUGGUGAAGGUGGCCAAGCGGAACCCGAACCGGCUCCUGGUCCUGGAUUUGGUCUGUCUUCGGAAGAAGCGGGGCUCUUCAACUCCGUCGUGGGGCUGUGUUUGUUCAGUGCUCUCGUGACGAUGUUUGUCGGGGUAAACGUCAUUGGCUGGCGCUACCGCUACCGCAAGAUCGCCGAGUACUUGUUUGUGCUCAUCACUAACCUGUACUGGAUCCCCCAGUUCCUCCGCAAUACCCUUAAAAACCGGCGCCAGGCGUUCUCAUGGGAGUUUGUCGUCGGCAUCCUGCUCAUUCGCAUCAUCUGCCUCGCCUACUUGUGUCUCUACCGCAACAACCCGCUUCGCCAUGCCUACGACCCGAUGGAGGUGGCCAUCACCACCGCCUGGCUUAUCACGCAAUGGCUAUUGUUGUACUUGCAAAAACGGUUGGGCGCCCGCUUCUGGAUCCACGACAAGUUCCUCCCCAAGGCAUUCGACUACCAGCCCACCAUCACCAUGCUGGAUCUUGAGCUGAACUUUUCUCUGGAUGUGUUGGAAGGGAUCAAACUGGGUGACGACGAGCCCGCCCCUCCGGGUAUUGUCAACUGCCAGUGUAUGUGUCCUAUCUGCAUGACGCUGUUGACGUUGCCGGUGGUGAAAGACCCGCAAGUGGCUCCGACCAACAUCCACAAGGACUACAUGAUCACGCCGUGCCACCACAUCUUCCACGCCGAGUGCUUGGAGCUGUGGAUGAAGUACAAGCUCCAGUGUCCCGUGUGCCGCCUGGUGUUGCCACCGAUAUGA